AUGAUGGGUGAAAAGCAGUUUUGUCAGCUAAUUUUGACAAAACCCACAAUAGAAAACAUCACAACUGUGGGACAAUAUGAGUUGACACAACCAAGGCUCAAAGGUGUAGACCUAUUGCAUCAGAGUGAGAUACCCAUCUUAUUUGGUGGUGGACGAGAUUUCCUAUUAGGGGAAUUAGGUUCUGUAACGGAGGCGGUUAACGCAUUGAACGCGGGAUUAUCACCAAACCCACAGAGUUUGAUAUUAUCGGAUUUAUUUGUGUUAAACUCGUGUGUGCUAAUAUGGUUCAAAGAGUGGGAGCGCAGCUUGCAGAUACCUUACCGGAAUAUAGUAUAUCAUGCAGUGCAUAAAACAGAUGAUAGUUCACAAGUAGAUGGGCAUCGUCUUGAGCUUCUGAUAACUGUUGAGCGGGAUCCAAUAAUCAACGAAUUGUUCCCGAUACCCAACCGAUCGAUAGGCCAAAUGCAUAGACUGCAGGCGGAUGAAAACGUGAUUUCCACCGUCGAGCUAGUCCUCAGACCCAAAUAUGCCAACUUUGAUAGACAUUACAACGAGGAAGUGGAGGAUUUGUUCACUUUUAAGGAAUUUGGAUUGAACCGAGGCGACACCAUGGUGAAAAACUCUUACAACGCUAUCCUAACCUGCAUGGAUUUCUACCCGGAUGAGGAAUCGUUAGCGGAACAACAACAGCAACAACAAAUGCAAAUGUACACUCAAAGCCAGGCCCAGGCCCAGGCACAGGCCCAAGCCCAGGUUCAGACCCAAAACGUAUACGUGAAUUCCGGAGUUGCUGACGAUUUGGACGAUGAUUCCACCAUGGACAUCUAUGCACAGGACGGCUAUGACGCAAGCAUGGCGCUCCAGUUUUACGCAGAUCAACCAGUCGCCGGAGCGAAACGAAGACUGUGA
Messenger RNA from Kluyveromyces marxianus DMKU3-1042, 909 nucleotides. RefSeq names its product Lot5p (gene LOT5). The transcript has a single exon. The record is from RefSeq and is a predicted model, not a curated record. Lineage: Eukaryota; Fungi; Ascomycota; Saccharomycetes; Saccharomycetales; Saccharomycetaceae. The coding region runs from base 1 to 909 and encodes 302 amino acids.